AUGGAUCCUAUGUCUCGUGCUGCCACAAUUCAAGCAGCACGUCAAGCGUUUGAGGAAAAAGAAGCAGCCAAAGCACGCAAGCUUGAAGAACAGCAACUGAGGGCUGAAGAGAAACAAAUGAAACGAAAGGGAAAACAAGACUGGCGCACAUCAUUUAAAAUUGCAAACAAACAAGGGCCCAAGAAUGGGCUAUCUGAGAAGUCGAUUGCCACUGAAGAGCUAGAUUCUCCCACGGAUGUGCCACAGCGCAAGUCGAAUCCAAGCUCUUGGAGAUCAGGUUCCAAGACGACCUGGAUGCUGUUUUUAACAUGGUUACGGACUAGGAUCUUCAAGAUACGCAGGAAAUUCCAAAGUUUUGGCUGA
This is a messenger RNA of Aspergillus fumigatus Af293, 363 nucleotides long. RefSeq lists its product as uncharacterized. NCBI's taxonomy places the organism in Eukaryota, Fungi, Ascomycota, Eurotiomycetes, Eurotiales, Aspergillaceae. Bases 1 to 363 code for a protein of 120 amino acids. The record is from RefSeq and is a predicted model, not a curated record. The transcript has a single exon.